Prunus armeniaca (apricot) is the source of this 960-nucleotide messenger RNA. Lineage: Eukaryota; Viridiplantae; Streptophyta; Magnoliopsida; Rosales; Rosaceae. The record is from the annotation of a GenBank genome assembly.
AUGCCAGAAUACUGUGUAACUGGAGGAACAGGUUUCAUAGCUGCCUACUUAGUCAAGGCUUUGCUUGAGAAGGGUCAUCUUGUCCGGACCACGGUGCGAGAUCCAGAGGAUGUGGGGAAGGUUGGCUUUCUGUGGGAAUUGAAUGGAGCCAAGGAAAGGCUGAAGAUGUUCAGAGCUGAUUUAAUGGAGGAAGGAAGCUUUGACGAGGCUAUUCAAGGGGUUGAUGGGGUUUUCCACACUGCAUCACCUGUGCUUGUUCCAUAUGACGACAACGUUCAGGCAACUCUGAUUGAUCCAUGUAUAAAGGGCACCUUGAAUGUGCUGACUUCCUGCUCAAAAGCACGAGUGAAACGGGUUGUGCUCACCUCUUCUUGCUCUUCGAUAAGAUAUCGUUACGAUGCCGUACAAGUCUCUCCGCUCAAUGAAUCACAUUGGAGCGACCCUGAAUACUGCAAGAACUACAAUCUUUGGUAUGCUUAUGCAAAGACAAUAGCUGAGAAAGAAGCAUGGAGAGUGGCCAAGGAGAGCGGAAUGGAUCUAGUGGUGGUAAAUCCCUCAUUUGUGGUCGGUCCUCUGCUAGCACCACAACCAACCAGCACACUGCUUAUGAUACUGGCUGUAACAAAAGGUGCAAGAGGUGAGUAUCCAAAUACAACAGUAGGGUUUGUGCACAUAGAUGAUGUGGUAUCUGCACACAUCUUAGCCAUGGAGGAGAGCGAAGCAUCAGGCAGGCUUAUAUGCUCAAGCUCUGUGGCACACUGGUCGCAGAUCAUUCAGAUGCUGAGGGCCAAAUAUCCAUCCUAUUCAUAUGAAAGCAAGUGUAGCAGCCAGAAAGGAGACAAUAACCCCCACAGCAUGGAUACCAGUAAAAUAGCUCAACUGGGGUUUCCUCCUUUCAAAACGCUUGAAAAGAUGUUUGAUGACUGCAUCACAAGUUUCCAAGAGAAAGGAUUUCUAUGA